Messenger RNA from Dioscorea cayenensis subsp. rotundata (Guinea yam), 1296 nucleotides. Its product is annotated as probable carboxylesterase 15. NCBI's taxonomy places the organism in Eukaryota, Viridiplantae, Streptophyta, Magnoliopsida, Dioscoreales, Dioscoreaceae. The record is from RefSeq and is a predicted model, not a curated record. Gene Ontology annotation, molecular function: hydrolase activity. The coding region runs from base 42 to 1022 and encodes 326 amino acids. The transcript has a single exon.
CCUCACAGCAACGAGAGCCCAUCGCCGAUACACCGCUCUCCAUGGCCGGCGACGCCACCGCCCCCCAGGUCGUCGACGACUGCCGCGGCGUUCUCCGUGUCUUCGAUGACGGCUCGAUCUGGCGCUCCCUCAAUCCUAGCUUCACCACCACCGUCUUCGACGACGGCUCUAUCGAAUGGAAGGAUCUCCCCUUCGGUUCCCCCGAUCUCGGUCUCCAUCUCCGCCUUUAUCGCCCCUCCAACCCCUCCUCCUCUUCCCCUCUCCCGAUCUUCUUCUACUUCCAUGGCGGUGGCUUCUGCAUCGGCUCCCGCACCUGGCCCAAUUGCCAGAACUACUGCUUCCGCCUCGCCCGCGAUCUCUCCGCCAUCAUUAUCGCCCCCGAUUAUCGCCUCUCACCCGAGCACCCCCUCCCCGCCGCCAUCCACGACGGCUUCGCCUCUCUCGACUGGCUCCGCUCCCAAGCGUCCGAAGCCAACCCCGACCCCUGGCUCUCCCCCUCCUCCGCUGAUUUCUCCCGCAUCUUCAUCUCCGGCGACUCCGCCGGCGGCACCAUCACUCACCACCUCUCCCUUCGUUCCUCCUUCUCCGAUCCAUCCCCAAUCCGGAUCCGUGGCUUCAUCCUUCUCAUGCCCUUCUUCGGCGGCGAGAUCCACACCUCGUCGGAGACCGAGUGCCCGCCGGACGCGUUCCUAAACCUAGAACUCAACGAUCGGUAUUGGAGACUAUCUCUUCCACGUGGCGCGACGAGAGAUGACCCGAUAUCGAACCCCUUCGGUCCAGGUGGACCGGACCUGGAAUCGGUUCGGUUCGAGUCGAUGAUGGUUGUGGUUGGGGGGAAGGACUUGUUAAGAGAUCGGGCGGUGGAGUAUGCGGGAUGGUUGAAGGAGCUUGGCAAACCGGUCCAGUUGGUCGAGUUUGUAGACCAACAGCAUGGUUUCUUCACACUUGACCCCUGGUCUCAACCGUCCGAUCAACUUAUGGCCUCGAUCAAACGGUUCAUGCAAGACAAUCACUCCGCUUGAGUGAUACGCAGGUAUAACACUCUGUUCAUUUCUCAUGUGCUUGCUUUUAUGCUUGCAUGUUUGCUUUUACAUUUAAAGUUAAUUUGGGAAAUUUUAAAAAUAAUAAAUAAUUAAAUAAUUAAAUAAUAUGGUUCUUGAAAUAGUUUGAUUUCAUAUAAACUUUAAUAUUUGAAGAAGAGAAGAGGAAAAAUUGUCUUAUGGAUUAUGAUUAUGGUUAAUGACUUUUAAUAUAAAAGACAGGGAUAAGGUGCGUGUUUGAAUGAAUUAUCAUGGA